UUUAUAGCAUUUUGUAAAAUGAAUGUUUGUAGCAGAACCAAACCAUAUUUUAAAGCUUGAUUCCUGUUAUCCAAGAUUUUUAAGUAUCAGCCAAUUAGAAUCCAGUAUUUCCCUAAAGGUUUAUAAUUAACUGUAGAGCCCAGAUAAACCAUUUUUAUUUAAUAUUAGUCUGAAGCUGCUAUUUGCUCCAGUAAUAUCACUCAUCUUAUGGCCCUGUUGUAUCAGUCUCAUCACAUAUACUGAUCUAAUCAUAAAUAUCUUGUGAUCUGCAUAUUAUGUUAUUUCUAAUGAGGUUAUUUUAUAAUACAUUUCUUAUUUCUAUUAGCUGCACCUGUUUAUCAUCAGAACGUUUAUCCCACUGAUCUGUGACUGAUUCUUGUUGUUAGAAAAAACCUUAACACGACCAGAGCACCAAGAGAUAUCAGGUAUUGAUGUAACUGGAGUGAAUAAGGGGGAACCUUCUUCCUGAGCACAGACAUUGGAGCCUGUUAUCAGCAUGAACUCAUAUGUGUUAGAUAAACACGUGAAUAGUUCAUAUCCAUCCUUCACUACAGGAAGCAUCAGAAUGAUUCCACAGGCUCCAACAUUUUUAGACACUAAUGACUAUUCACAAACAUUGGGGAUAUCACAGCAGAUAUUUAAAGGCGAUGGUGAAUUGGCAGGAACUGGGCAGCAAUCAUUAUGUACAGAGAGUAAUUUAGUCAUCAAACAAGAGGACAACCUUUAUGUCUUAUCUAGUGAAAUGAUUAUCCCAGAGAAUAAACCCCACAUAUGUACUGAGUGUGGCAAAUGUUUUAUACAAAUGACAAAACUUAUAGCUCAUAAAAGGACCCACACAGGGGAGAAACCAUUCACUUGUACAGGGUGGGGAGUACAGUUUACCCAAAGUUCCAGUCUCUUUGUUCACAAAAUAAUUCACACAGGAGAAAAACAUUUUAUAUGUACAGAAUGUGGGAAAAUGUUUGCUGACGAGUCAACUUUGCGAGCACACAAACAUAUUUACACAGGGGAGAAACCAUUUACCUGUACUCAAUGUGGAAAAUGUUUUAAACAAAAGGGAAAACUGAAAACUCAUGAAAGGAUUCACACAGGAGAAAGACCUUUCAUAUGUGCAGAGUGUGGGAAAUGCUUCACACAAAAUAAGCAUCUUAGAAAACAUAAAAAGAUCCACACAAAAGAAAAGCCUUUCACAUGUGAUGAGUGUGGAAAAAGUUUUACAGAAAAGAGUAAUCUGAAAAGUCAUGAAAGGAUUCACACAGGAGAAAAGCCUUUCACAUGUACAGAGUGUGGAAAAAGUUUUAGAGAAAAGAGUACUCUGAAAACUCAUGAAAGUUUUCACACAGGAAAAAAGCCUUUCACAUGUACAGAGUGUGGAGAAGGUUUUACAGAAAAGAGGAAUCUGAACACUCAUGAAAGGAUUCACACAGGAGAAAAGCCUUUCACAUGUACAGAGUGUGGAAACAGUUUUACAGAAAAGAGUAGUCUGAAAAAGCAUGAAAGGAUUCACACAGGAGAAAAACCUUUCACAUGUGCAGAGUGUGGAAAAACAUUUACACAUAUAAGUACUCUGAAAAAACAUGAAAGGAUUCACACAGGAGAAAAACCUUUCACAUGUGCAGAGUGUGGAAAAAAAUUUACACAAAUGAGUAGUCUGAAAAAACAUGAAAGGAUUCACACAGGAGAAAAACCUUUCACAUGUACAGAGUGUGGAAAAAGUUUUAUAGAAAAGAGUAAACUGAAAACUCAUGAAAGGAUUCACACAGGUGAAAAACCUUUCACAUGUACAGGGUGUGGAAAAAGUUUUACAGAAAACAGUACUCUGAGAAAACAUGAAAGGAUUCACAAGGGAAGACACUUUUCACAUGUUUAGUGUUAGAUAUAACCUAGGUUACAAUAUCAAUUAUACUCUAAUCCAGUGGUAACUUCUAACGUAUUAUAUAUUUACGUAACAAUAUUUCCAAAGUUCUGAUCAGUCAAUCCUUAUUAAAACACAAUGAUUAUAUGUAUGUAGAAAAUAGAUUUUGAAUCAAUUAUAUAUGUCUUUGCUGUUACAAUUUUCUAUACCAAGCAAGCUAUAAAAUAAAUAUUUAUAUAAAUUAACCUUACUCAAAAUGAAUCACUUAUUAAAAUCACACCUUACUAUUAAACUUACAAGGCAAUUUGUAAUUAGCAAACACAAGUCCAAUGCCAAAAUAUGGAUCACUAACUUACAAUGCUUAAACAACAACUAGAGAAGUCUGUAUAUUAUCAACACAAUAACCAAUUUAUGUGCAGUUCUUAAGAGAUUUCACAAUAAAUAAGACUGACUUAUAAAUAUAGUAUCCAAAAUCUUUUCCAGCAAUAUUUUUUUUUUAUCACCAAUAUAAUUAUUUCUAAACUACACAUAAGUUUAAAAUACAAAAUACCAUUUUAAGUCACCAGCAUCAAUUAAACUACAGCAACAAUAAAUACCUUUGCUUUAAAAUAUUAAAUUACAAAAAUCACCAUACAUUACAAAAUACCCAUAUGAGAGUUCAGCUUUUUCCAAUAUUCUGUUGGUCAUACAUGAAACAAUAUUCCACUAUUUGCCAGGGUAGACGCCUCAAAGUUAUCUUUUUUGUCCAAAGAAAGGGUUCCAACAAAAUGGAGUCAGAGAAACUAGCGCAACGUGUGUAUCUGUUUUAGCCCAGUGAGUGUGUGCCAACCAACCGAGUCUGUAGCCAAAAAGAUCUCCAAGAGGUUUUGUUUCUAUGAAUCUGUUUGAGUCUGUAUAAAUCCCUUCUCACAGCUAGUGUAGCAGCUUUUAUCAGUGAUAAGCCACUCCACUUCUAAUCAUUCCAACAAGAUUGGUUACUCCCUUAAUCGAAGCUUGUCCCUCACCCUUUGAGAAUGUACAUGGCUUUUUUAAAUUCCUUGAUAAUCUAAAAUACCUUUAGGUUGCAAUUCUCACAUAAAACACCAGGGGGACGACUAGUAAACUGGAAUGCAUUUUCAUUUCAUAUAGAAAACAUUCUAUUUCUUAGUAUAUAUUUUUAUUAAAUGUCUAUACUUAAAUAUACUCAUGUUUUCUAGUAUUAAUAAACUUUCUGGACAACA
This is a messenger RNA of Bombina bombina (fire-bellied toad), 3075 nucleotides long. Its product is annotated as gastrula zinc finger protein XlCGF26.1-like. Gene Ontology annotation, cellular component: nucleus. Lineage: Eukaryota; Metazoa; Chordata; Amphibia; Anura; Bombinatoridae. The transcript has 3 exons. Bases 497 to 1870 code for a protein of 457 amino acids. The record is from RefSeq and is a predicted model, not a curated record.